UUCAAUUCUGCUGUAUGUGUAUAUAAAGAGACAGCAACACUUCACCCCCUCAAGGCCUCAACCUACUUGCACCUUCUUCCCAAUGGAGAGCUCAACCGAAGGCCUCUCUUCCACGGCCAACCACUCCUUCUCCGGCGACGGCGACGGCGACGGCGAGGCCUCCGAGGAGAGCGGCUGGACGUCCUACAUCGACUACUUCAUGGAGACACAGGGGCGACAGAAGGAAGAGGAAAGCAGUGUUGCUGAUCCCUCAGCUGACGAUGUCGGACGUCGUUCUACAUCGGAGUGCAGCGCUGAGUGUGCAGUAGGAGGCUCGACACGGCUGCCGGCGCUCGUCGAGCCAUCGGAGGCGUCUAGGAGGUUGAGACUCAAGAAGGAGGGGAGGACGACGAAGAAGGUCCUGUAUGAUGAGUCGUUGGAGGAUACUGCCACCUCUCCUAUCAGUAGCCCUAAGUUGAUUGAGUUGAGGGAUUCAGAUGCCAACCACCAGAGCAAAGAGUUUUCCCAUUCUAAGAAGACUACUGUGGAUGAUAAAUUUGGACGCGAUAACCAUAUCAACAAUGGCAAUGGAGCAAACACAACUACAGACAUGAUCGACCAUGAUGGUGCAUAUGACAACAAUGAGCUGAGGAAGAAAGGCCUUUGCUUGGUCCCUGUGUCUGCUUUCCAUGUAUAGCUGAUCUUAGUAAACUCAUUGGUUGCUAGUUUCGUGUACAUAUGGUAAUAAGCUAGCUAUAUAUCACCAACCCUAGCCAUCUCCUCUCUCACACACAUACCUGUACACGUACGACACUGCCUGCACAUAUGAAAGGGUAGAGAGUCUUGUGAAGGUGUGGGGCAUGCAGUAGGUACAAUUCGAUCUUGAGAAGAUCAAUUAUAUAUCAUGUUCCUGCUUAUGAAAAGGCUACAAACUUCACAGACGAAAAGGUACACAAUGGGUUUUUAGUGUUAGGUGAGGCAUCACAAUGGUGUGUUAGAUAUGGGGUCUAUAUCCAUCUUGUGAAGAUUAGUUAUCCUGUUCCAGCUUUAGCUAGUAGUUGAUCGGCUCCUUCCUCAUAUUAGUUCCAUCAUGAAUUCAUGACCAAGAUAUAUAUACAAUGGAAGUGCAUAUAA
This is a messenger RNA of Phragmites australis (common reed), 1113 nucleotides long. RefSeq names its product vascular-related unknown protein 1-like. The record is from RefSeq and is a predicted model, not a curated record. Gene Ontology annotation, biological process: xylem development. Lineage: Eukaryota; Viridiplantae; Streptophyta; Magnoliopsida; Poales; Poaceae. The transcript is spliced from 3 exons. Bases 83 to 676 code for a protein of 197 amino acids.